Molecule: messenger RNA, 1107 nt
Organism: Colossoma macropomum (tambaqui)
Lineage: Eukaryota; Metazoa; Chordata; Actinopteri; Characiformes; Serrasalmidae
Product: nectin-3-like
Exons: 5
Coding region: 344-1012 (222 amino acids)
Biological process (GO): homophilic cell-cell adhesion; heterophilic cell-cell adhesion
Cellular component (GO): adherens junction
Source: RefSeq, a predicted model, not a curated record
UUUUCUCUGGGAUGUUCUUUUUGUUUUUAUUUUAAACAUGGCUUUUGUUAUUGAUUUUGACUAGAAAGUAUCUUUCAUACCCUCUCCUGAAAAUUGGCAAUCAGCUUAUAUUUCCUUCAUAUUUAAGUUUUUCCUGCUUUAACCCACCCACUUUUAGUUAGUAAAGGCUUGUUAAUUAGCUGAUGAAUUGAACCAAAUGUCCUAGACCAGAGAUAACACUAACAUUGUCAGUGCAGGGGACUCCAGGAUUAGGUGUAAGAACCACUUUGUGUUUUCAUUCUACAAUAUACUGACAUGUUUAUCUUCACUUUUAGUUCCUCCUGUUGUUGGUGUGACCACUGAUAUGAUUCCUGUUGUUGGUAAGUCUGAAGUGAUCUUGGCCAUGUGCACAGCGGCUAAAGCACAGCCUGCAGCAGAUGUGUCCUGGAGUCUGGGUGCUCUGAGCGACUCUGUAAAAGUACAGACUAACGUUUCUACAGACCCUGAUGGAUCCUACACUGUCACAAGCUAUCUGAUCAGUGUAGCAUCCAAAGAUCUAAACCAGCAGAAGGUUCAGUGUUUGGUGAACCACACCAGCCUGAAUGAGGUGCUGAGACUGGACUACACUUUAAUCAUCCAUUAUCCUCCUCAGGUUGUGUAUAUUAUUUCAGUUAAUGUUCCAACAGCAUCUCAAGAAUUUCAGUGUGUAGUUGAUGCAAAUCCACAACCAGCAAAUUUCACCUGGAGCAGGGUAAACAAGACUCUUUCCAGCCAUGUUGAUGCUGACAGGCUGAUAAUCCCACUGACUUCUGAUAAUAAUGGCGUCUAUAUCUGUAAUGUUUCAAACCAGUAUGGAAAUGGCGCAGGUACCCUUUACGUGCAAGUUUCCAGAGAAUCCACCACUGUCUGUUGGGGUUUGUUCACCUUUCUCCUCCUUGGUUUUAUUGCUGCUUGUUUAAUGGGAUGGAAAUUUAACUUAAUGGAAAGAUUAAGAACAUUUAUGUCAGGACUAAGAAACAGGAUUAGUCACUGAUUCACCUACAAGUGAUGAAAGCCAAAACCAAGUGACAGCACUUAUCUGACUUGACUGGAGUCAAGAGCAAGAGGUCCUGUGAGACUGUCUUACUC